AUGGCGACUGUCACCAACGCCCCUGCGGACCUGCCGCUCGAACAGUUGUCGCUCUACCACGCCUCCGACCCCUACAUUGCCUCCGUCUUCGUCUUCUACGGUCCAGUAGCUACCGCCAAUGCCACCGUCAGCAGUUCGCGCAUCCAGGCGCAUAUCGUCACCCCCGCCGGCUUGCAGAGCUAUCCCCGCAUCACCAUCUCCCCCGCCGCCCCGCUAUACGCCGCCGUGAACCACUUGCCCCGCGAGAAGCAAGGCGACGAGGUCAGUCGCGGUCUGGCUGUCAGUAUGCUGAAGUACUUCGCAGAAUUGUCCGACCCCGCCAAGGAAUGCCUCCAGGCCAUGGCCCGCGCGGGGAAACCCGGCGCCAAAGUUCCCAAGCUCUUCGACGAGAUGCAUGCGGCGGAUCUGGCGAACCGGAUGACAAAGGUCGAACACACCUCUGAGCUCGUGCGGGACAUCCGAGGGGCCUUUCCGGAGCGCCAAGUGCCUUGGGUCGAUGUCGAUGUCGUCCUGCCUGCCGGCACGAUUCAAGCAUCCGAGCCCAAUAAUGAUGAUAAUGUUUAUGAUGGUAACGCAGACUUCUAUGACGGUCCCGACCUUCGAUAUGGCCCCUAUACUGCCCUCAUUCAGACCCUGGGCGCCCCCAUGUUCCUUCCCACCUCGCGCCUCAAGCGCGCCCCUUCCCAACCGACCAACGUCAGCAAGUCGAAGAUAUUCUCCGCCAGUCAAAAACAGGCCUUGCGAUUGACCAUGUGCGAGCUGGUCGAUACGGAGGAGCGAUAUGUGAACAAGCUCUACACCCUCGUCUGCCAGGUCGCGGAGGAAUACCGGAUGAAAGCCCAAUCGCGCCAUGCAUCGAGUACGAGUCCGGACGAAGCUGCCUUGGCGACUCUCUUCCCUCCCUGCUUGAACGAAAUUCUCCAGGUGAACAUGGGGUUCCUGAGCGUGAUCCGCCAGGUCUUGGAAGAAACGGAAAAGGACGCCAUUGCAGAUCUCACGGAAGAUACCGAGCUUUCCUCCUCCCUGUCGCAACGGACAUCGUCUCGGGAGGAGAAAGACACCAUCGGUGCGGUGGCAUUCGCGGACGCACUCCUGGACUGGUUCCCGCAAUUCUCCGAGCCGUAUGCGGACUACAUGCGGGCCCAUACCGGCUUCACCCAGACGCUGAACUCGUUCAUGCGAGAUAAGAACUCGAGUUUCUCCAAGCGCGUGUACGAGACCGGAGAGCAGAAGCUCCGCUCACUCCUCAUGGAGCCGGUGCAGCGGCUGCCGCGAUAUAGUCUCCUCAUCGACACCAUGACGAGUAGUCUGCCGCUGGUCCACCCGGCCGUGCGCCCCCUGUUGAAGGCGCGAGAUGUCAUCAAGGAUAUUUGCUCCCUCGACGAUGCCUCGACGGCGAAUCACGAUCAGAGUUUCCGACGGUUGAAGGAGCUGGUAGACGGCUGGCCUUCCACCAUCCUGCCCACCGGCCGUCUCAUCACAGCGGUGGAUUUCAACGAGCUGUCCCCGCCGUAUCAUCUUGACCUCACGGAAGAGCCUAGCCCGGGAAUCAUGUUGAUCUAUAAGAAUUGUCUAGUCCUGUUGUCUAAAGCAGUGGGAAGUCGAUCGACCGCGCGCGGUCUCAUGGCAGAUCUCGACAACGCCGCCUCAGCCACGCCGGCCGCCACCAAUGCGCCAAUGGUACCAGAGCUGCGGGUGGUCCAGGUGUAUGACUUGCAUAAUGUUCGAUGCAUGCAGUCUUCCUGUGGACGCAUCCUGUUCCUGGCGCCCAUGUCGGUGAAGUCGCGGCCCAAUCAGAACACCACCGUCGACCUCCUCGCCUUGGAGCCAGUCUCCAUGUAUGAAGGUCGCGCCAGUCGCAUCAUUGAGGAGAUUGUUAAAGCGAAGAUCGAAGGUCGAUUCUCCGAGAGCGAGCGGGAGAAUGGAAAAUGGACCCUGCGCAGUCCAACGGGGACGGUGGCCAACCUGGGUGUCCUGGCGUGCGUGUUCGAAGAGGAGGAGGACAUGGCCACCAAAAGACCCAGCUCAUCCAGAAUUCGAGUGGGUUUCAACACUCCCCGCGCAGUCUGUGGCGAAGCCUUGUCAAAUUCCGACCUCGAGGUCAUUGUAUCGGUCUCCGCGGCAGGCGAGGACCAGUUUCGCGUGGACAUCGACUCCGUGGUGGGCAACGCCUCUUCUGAUCUUGUCACUGCGGAGAGUUUCGUUGCCGUGCUCUCCAAGCGCCUGUCGAAUGUGUUACUCCCGCUGCAUGGCCCCCAGAACCGGACCAUGACGGAAUCGAUUGUGCAUUCCAACUUUGAGAUCCUGCGGUAUCUCGCCAGCCACCUAAUGGUCAAUUUCAAGGUCCCGCAAAAGUUCCGACCGUCCCCCUCGAAGCUAUUGUCUUCUUUGCUGGGCGGCCACCAGUCCAAGGAGCAGAAUGCGGGCAGUGUGAAAAUGCCCAGCUCAGCCGCACUGCUGGGCGAAUUCCCUCGCAUGCCACCGCCUCGAGGCAACAUACCCCGUUCAAACACACUGCCGUCUGCUUUCCCAGGAAAGGAAGAGAGUCCGGUCAAGAUCUCUGUGGUUGGCGCACCCCCUUCCAAGGGGCAGGAAAGUCCAUUCAGCGCUCUCGAACAGACCUUUGCUGCGUUUGCUCUUGCUCUGCAAUCGCGCAGUGGCAACAUCGUAGGACGAUCACUCCGUGGUCGAGACAACGUCGACCGCUCGUCGGUCAACGAGCUGUAUAAUAUCCUGCUGGAGGACCCAGGCAAAAUCCAGGCGGCGGCCGAAGUACCUGUCGACACCUUGUUCGUGGCUUUUGAGACCUUCAUGGCGAAUGCCUGGCGCGAACAUAUGGGGCCCGUGAUGGAUUCGGCUUCGUUGAGCUCGUUGCAAAGUCAAUUCGACAGCAUGUUUCCCCGGGAUUUUGAGGAGAGUUUCCGAAGGUUCCUGGCCGACAUGAGUCCGCAGAAUCGCCGAGCGCUCGCUUCGAUGAUUCGGUUACUGGCCGAGCUCCUGGACGCCUCGGGAAAUGAUGGAGAUCGUGGAGCGCUGACGGCCGCCUUCGCGGAGGUCUUGACGGUCGAGGGAGAUCCGAUGCAGUACAUUUCUUUGUUGGAUCGUCUGGUGGAUGACUUUGAUAACCUGUUUGAUGAGUAUAUCCCUGGAGGCGCAGACUUGGAAGGGACGCUCAAUUGCGACCCAACCAAGUCGGUGUCCCAGACUGCGGGCUCGAUGAAUUCCAAUGCCUCGUCGUUCCGGAAGCGUUUCGGAUUCAGUUUGCACCGGGAUAACUCCAAGUCGGAGACCGAGAGUAAGGUAUCGUCCAUCCUGCGCACGCUGAGCAAAAGCAAGGGCUCUGGCGAUUCCGAGCCGGGGACGCCUCGAGGGUCCCUGCUACUCCGAUCCAGGUCCAUUGACGUUGACACGGGGUUGGUGUCUUUGCUGCGACCAGGCUCGCGCGACCGCCCGGGAGCGUCCACCUCCCAAGAGCAUCUCCGGCGGCCCGGAAGCUCGCAGGAUGAGGCUUCGUCGUUGUCCUCGAUUCGGGGGAUAUCCACUAACGGUGUUGUGAGGAUUCGACGAAGACGAAGAAGUUCUUUGUCGGAUAUGCGACCAGGGACCGCAUCAUCCGACGUGUCGAUCAUAUCCAACGGCCCAGGACAGAGACCGAUGACGCCGUCGUCAUCGCUUCCCACCCAACCUCGAGCGGAGACGAUGACGCCAGCGGGGCAGACCCGGCCGCAGAUCAGUCAACAAGGCUCGGGAUCGGUCCGCAGCAGCACUUCGCCCGCGAAAAGUGCUUCGCCCACGCGGCUGGCCUCGCCCUCGCGCCGAUCCCCGACCCGGCCUGUCACACCGAGUCGCAAGGAGAACAUCGACCCCAAACUACCCCAAACUGACCGAGCCCCGAGGAAGAAGACCGAUGCUUCCGUCUCUCCUCCCCCGGAUAUCAAGCGACGGUCGCGGGCCACCAGCAUUCCUUCUUCGAGGGCGCCUGGUUUGAAGGAGCGACCGAUGCCGAUCAAUGGCGCCGAUGCGCGACGCUUGCAGCCCACUCUCGGCUCCCAAAGGACGCCGAAACUGCGUCUGCAAAGCCCCCAAAAGCUCCGGGACCGUCUCAAUAGCGAGAAGAAGGCACAGAACAUGGCCUCACUGGGGCUGAAGGAUGAGCUGGCAUUGAUUGGCGAGGAGCUGCAAGCGUUGAGGCUCAACCCCACCCCGUUCAAGGGCGAUCGCAAGCUGACCGCACUGGACGAGCCGUUUGCCCCGUCCAGUGCGAACGCGGCUCUGGCGUCGAGGGUGCGAAGUCUCGAGGCGCGAUUCGAGACCUUCUCGGAGGAGAUGGAUGGCCGCACUGCGGCGAUUGAGAAGGACCUUGAGUCGUCGUUGGUCGUGAGCGAGCGACGGGCCAAGAAGCUGGACGAGCUCUAUCGCGAGGCGAGCGCGGAGAACGAGGCUCUUUACGAUCGAUUCAAUGCGGAACUAGGCAAGAUGGCCAACGAUUUCCGCACGGGGAAUGUAGAGGAAGCGUUAAAGACCCAGCUGUCGUCGGCCUUGGAAGAGAUUGGCCGGUUGAAGAAGGAAAAUUUCCGGCUGAAACGCGAGGUUGGUGGAUUGCGCGCUCAGCAAGCGGCGGUUGCUUUGCUGAAGGCGAGUGAGUAG
Aspergillus saccharolyticus JOP 1030-1 is the source of this 4647-nucleotide messenger RNA. Its product is annotated as putative Rho guanyl nucleotide exchange factor. Gene Ontology annotation, molecular function: guanyl-nucleotide exchange factor activity. Bases 1 to 4647 code for a protein of 1548 amino acids. The transcript has 3 exons. The record is from RefSeq and is a predicted model, not a curated record. Lineage: Eukaryota; Fungi; Ascomycota; Eurotiomycetes; Eurotiales; Aspergillaceae.